This is a messenger RNA of Cephus cinctus (wheat stem sawfly), 3251 nucleotides long. RefSeq names its product ATP-binding cassette sub-family B member 6, mitochondrial (gene Hmt-1). Gene Ontology annotation, biological process: heme transport; transmembrane transport. Gene Ontology annotation, cellular component: membrane. The coding region runs from base 371 to 2926 and encodes 851 amino acids. The record is from RefSeq and is a predicted model, not a curated record. The transcript has 11 exons. Lineage: Eukaryota; Metazoa; Arthropoda; Insecta; Hymenoptera; Cephidae. Gene Ontology annotation, molecular function: heme binding; ABC-type heme transporter activity; ATP binding.
GUGACGUUUCAAAAAUGAUGAUGCACGUUUCUGAAGGAAAUGUAUAACGUUAUUCGAGAACAAAGGUCCAUGCAUUAGAAUCGUGCACGGUUACUUUUAGUUAUACUCUUAAUUCAAGAUUAAAUAGAGUUCGAAAAGUUUAGAAAUGGAAAGUACUAUGGUAUACAAGAUAACGCAUUAUCAAGAGAUGUGAUAAUUUAUGACAGAAUAACUGGAGCAACCAAUUAUCAAUAUCAUUAUUUCUAUUUGAAGGUUGCAAAUAAAUGAAGAAUGGACUAACAUGAAUCUUAGUAAUUGAGGAAAUAAAUCAACGGGCACUGCUGAACUAUUUAAGAGAAAGUUUUCAACAAUAAAAAGGUGUUACAACACGAUGAACAAUAUAACAUUGACAUUCUGCCCACCAAAUAUCACCUUUAAUGAAAUAUGGGUGAAUCAUGGGAUGUCACAGUGUUUCAUGGACACUGUGAGCACUACAAUCAUAUCUCUGUACCUCUUAAUAUUUGGCAGCAUACAACUCUGGAUGUACAAAAAAUAUGGGACAGAGAUAAAUCAUAAUUUGCUACCACAAAGUCGACUGUAUAACUUGCAAAAGUUUCUUCUCUAUUUUAUACCUUGCCUCAGUGUUUUAAGGGUCACACUGCAAGCUACUGUAGUGGGCAAUAAAACAAUUUAUGGAUAUAUGAUCCUUACCACUGUUCUUACUGCCAUAGUGUAUCCAUAUUCAGUUCAUAUUCUUCGAUUAGAAAGACAUAAAUUGUUACCAAGUACACCGACACGUGGACAUGGUUUGGUACUAUUGGGUUUCUGGACAUUGGCUUUCAUGGCUGAGAAUCUUGUUUUUAUUAACAUUGGUAAACUGGAUUGGUGGUUCCAUCUCAACUCCCAGACUGAUCAAGUAGAAAUGGCACUGUUCGUUCUCCGUUACGUCAGUAGUCUGGUAAUCUUCGCCGUGGGACUAAGAGCACCAGGAAUAAUAGGCAGUUCCGAAUUAGCUUACGGCACCAUCAAUGAUAAUUCCAAUACGCGAUCAGAAUUUUACCAAAGUCGACCUGAUGAUAACAGCUCGACCUGGAAAAAUGCUUGGUACAAAAUCAAAACCUUGGCGCCGUUCCUCUGGCCCAAGACUUCCUUCCUAUUGCAACUGCGAGUACAAUUCUGCUUCAUUCUGCUGAUAUUCGGUCGGAUAAUCAAUCUCUACGUGCCCAUUUAUAACAAGAAGAUCGUCGACAGUGUCACUGACACUCCUGGUGUCUUUAGAUGGGAUCUCGUUUUGAUCUAUGUGGGAUUUAAGUUCCUACAAGGCGGUGGUACUGGGGGUAUGGGUGUUCUCAAUAAUCUCAGAUCAUUUCUCUGGAUUCGUAUUCAGCAAUAUACUACCCGUGAAGUUGAAGUUGAGUUGUUCAGGCAUUUACAUGGACUUAGUUUACGAUGGCAUCUUGGUCGAAAGACUGGAGAAGUCUUGAGAAUUAUGGACCGAGGUACAGAUUCUAUUAAUAAUCUUCUGAACUAUAUUCUCUUUUCCAUCGUACCUACCAUCAUUGACAUUGCGGUGGCCAUAAUUUUCUUUAUCAGUGCCUUUAACAAGUGGUUUGGUCUUAUCGUAUUCGUUACUAUGACCUUGUAUAUUGCUGCUACAAUUUUUGUUACUGAAUGGAGAACCAAGUUUCAACGUAGAAUGAAUCUGGCUGAUAACGCGCAGAAGGCCCGCAGUGUCGACAGUCUUUUGAAUUUUGAAACUGUUAAAUAUUAUGGGGCAGAAUCAUACGAAGUAAACAGUUAUCGUGAAGCUAUCUUGAAGUAUCAGGCUGAAGAGUGGAAGGCUCUGAUUACUUUAAAUAUACUCAAUACUAUACAAAACGUCAUAGUCUGCAGUGGGCUCUUAACUGGUUCCCUACUGUGUCUUCAUAUGGUAGUAAACGGGGAGGGUCUUACCAUUGGUGAUUAUGUACUCUUCGCUAGUUACAUUAUCCAGCUAUACGUUCCACUUAAUUGGUUUGGAACUUAUUACAGGGCUAUUCAGAAGAACUUUGUGGACAUGGAGAAUAUGUUUGAACUACUUCGUGAGGAGCAGGAGAUAAUAGACGCACCAGGUGCCGGUCGCCUUGUAAUAAAGCACGGUCAGGUUGAAUUCCAAAAUGUAACGUUCGGCUACACACCGGAACGAAUCAUCCUGAAGAAUGUCUCCUUCGUCGCUCCAGCAGGAAAAAUUGUAGCUCUUGUGGGACCUACUGGUGCUGGAAAGUCAACGAUAAUGCGACUUUUAUUCCGAUUCUACGAUGUGGAACAAGGAGCAGUUAUUAUAGAUGGGCAGAAUGUGAAGACUGUUAAGCAGGAUUCUUUGAGGAGUGCUAUAGGUGUUGUACCCCAGGACACAGUGCUCUUCAACAACACUAUCAAGUAUAACAUACAAUAUGGUAGAAUCGAUGCACCGGAAGCUGACAUAAUAGCAGCAGCCAAGAACGCAGAUAUUCAUGAAAGGAUCCUGACGUUCCCAGACGGAUAUGAGACUCAAGUUGGUGAAAGGGGUCUAAGACUGAGUGGUGGUGAGAAACAGAGGGUAGCUAUUGCACGCACCAUCCUAAAAGCUCCAAAGAUUGUACUCUUGGACGAAGCCACUAGCGCACUGGACACUCAAACGGAGAGAAACAUCCAGGCAGCAUUAAAUAGGGUGUGCGCUAACAGGACAACCAUCAUCAUAGCACACAGACUAUCCACAAUCAUUCAUGCAGAUGAGAUUCUUGUUCUUAAAGAGGGCGAAAUAGUGGAACGUGGUCGGCAUGAGGAACUAAUAUCCAUUGGUGGUAUUUAUCAUGGCAUGUGGCAAGCGCAGCUUCAAAAUGAUCAGGAAAAUUAUAGCUCAGUUCUUCCAAUGGAAGAAGUACAUCAAGAAGAGGAUAAGGAGACUGCGCAAAAGAUUUUAUCUUAAUAGCUCUCCAAAUAAAACCUGUAAUUCAUCUAGGUAUACAUACAACUUUUCUCUUGAGAAUUCUUAUGUACAUUGUGUAUCCUGGUAUAUUAGUGGAUAUACAAAACAUCUCCAGUUUUGAAGAAGAAACUUGACAGAGCAUUUCUCUGCAAUGGAGUAAUUGCAACAGAUGCUGUCCACAUCAGAUUAAUUGAUUACAUGCGUAAUUUGUUCAAUGCAAUUCUUACAUGGUUAAAUAAAGUUUAUAAGUGAUACAAUAGUUUUUACACACAAUGUGACACUGUCUGUAUAGUGGAUCAUAAAUAAAUCUUUCUAUUAGUAAAAU